Naegleria lovaniensis is the source of this 212-nucleotide messenger RNA. RefSeq lists its product as uncharacterized. The transcript has a single exon. The annotation marks the transcript as partial. Lineage: Eukaryota; Heterolobosea; Eutetramitea; Acrasida; Naegleriidae. The record is from RefSeq and is a predicted model, not a curated record.
AUGAAAAUGGUUAUGAGGACGAACAGGAGCAUAAUCAAACUGAGGAGCCACUUGAUGAUGCACAUGAACACAUCCAUCAAGAGGAAGACGAAAUCAAGGCACCAACCGAAGAGGGACAAGUUGGGGAUGAAGAGCCUCCAAUACCUAUGCAAAAUGACAUUUCUGAGCAAGAACUCGAGGCAGUAGAAAAUUCUACUCAAGAUGAAGAGUGA